Messenger RNA from Cricetulus griseus (Chinese hamster), 3600 nucleotides. The record is from RefSeq and is a predicted model, not a curated record. NCBI's taxonomy places the organism in Eukaryota, Metazoa, Chordata, Mammalia, Rodentia, Cricetidae.
GUUGACAUCAUGGACAUCUGCGAGUCGAUCCUGGAGAGGAAACGGCAUGAUAGCGAAAGGUCCACAUGUAGCGUCCUGGAGCAGACAGACAUUGAAGCUGUGGAAGCUCUCGUCUGUAUGAGUUCUUGGGGACAAAGAUCCCAGAUGAGACCCCUCACACCUGUCUCUGAUUCUGGUGACGUUACCAGCACUGUGCUUAUGGACACAGCUGCACCUGAUCUACCAAAGGACUUCCAUUCUUUUUCAACUCUGUGUAUAACUCCUCCUCAGAGCCCAGAGGUCAUGGAGCCGUUGACAGGGACCCCUGCUCCUUCCCAAGUAACUAAUUUCAAAGGAUGCAUGGUCACCACCCUCCCCCCAUCCCCCACUGUGGCCCCCAGAGCGCUGAGCAGAAAGGAGCCACUGGAGCCAGCCUCAGGAUCCUCCUGCAGGGCUGUGAUGACUAGCGUGAUCCGUCACACUGGGGAGGGUCCUGCUUCUACGUGUUUUCUAACUGCCCCAGCUCAAGAGCAACAACUGCCUAGCAGCAGAGAAGGACAAGUAGAGUUGCUGGGCCAUCGUGAAGCUUUGCAAGACACUCGCUUGGCAGAUGGUUUACUUGUUUCUAACUCAGUUUCCUGUCAGCCUUGCUUACACAAGUCUGGUGUUCCAUUCCCCACCUACCAAGGCCAGCAGACAGGAUGGCCCGCUGCCAUUCAGACCCGCUCACCAAAGAAUUCUGAAAGUGACUCGUCAAGGAAAACCACCCCUCUGAUUUCUGUCCCUGUCUCCACUCCCCCCGUCCUUUGCCAAAUGAUCCCCGUGGCUGCACAAAACGGCAUGUUCUCAGCCUUUUUGAAGCCUCCUCCUCAGUUGUCUGCAGGGACUGUCAAGCCCAUCCUACCCCAAGCUGCUGCGGUGCCCCAGCCUGUGUUCAUGGGCCCAUCUAUGCCUCAGGGAACUGUGAUGCUGGUCUUGCCACAGAGCACCUUCCCCCAGCCUGCCACCUGCCCAUCCAGUGUCAUGGCCAUCGGGAAUACCAAGCUGUUGCCCCUUGCCCCUGCACCAAUGUUCAUCGCCUCCAGCCAGAACUGUGCCCCUCAGGUAGACUUUUCCCGAAGGAGGAACUAUGUUUGCAAUUUCCCAGGUUGCCGGAAGACUUACUUCAAAAGUUCCCAUCUUAAGGCCCAUCUUCGCACCCAUACAGGGGAGAAGCCCUUUACAUGCAGCUGGGACGGCUGUGAUAAAAAGUUCGCAAGGUCAGAUGAACUGUCUCGCCACCGCAGAACUCACACUGGGGAGAAGAAGUUUGUGUGUCCUGUGUGUGACCGACGCUUCAUGAGGAGCGACCACCUGACAAAGCAUGCCCGGCGCCACAUGACAACCAAGAAGAUCCCAGGCUGGCAGGCAGAGGUGGGCAAACUGAAUAGACUCACCUUGGCAGAGAAGUCUGGGAGCAUCCUUGAGCCCUUGCCGGCCUCCGGCUGAGACGGUUCCCUGAUGACCGUCACCUGUGGGCUUCUUCAAACUCCUCUUCAGGAGUGGGGAAUGGGACCUGUGUGUUCCUCUCCAAAAAACAAAACAAAACAAAGGAAAGCAUGGUCUCUGGGCUGUUGAAGUAAGGAGCCGGUUCUGAUGGAAGUACAUUAACUUUACUCUCCCUAUUGGGACCCUGUUCAGUAUCUCUUGUAGUUUCAGUGCUAAUUCUCUGUGUGUCUCUGUCAUUCUGUCUGUCCCUCUCCUCUCUCUCUUUUGUAAGGAAAUGGAAGAAAAUUUGAUCUAAAUCACCAGCAUUCAAACAAAUAAUUCGGCAAUAAAGUUUACAGAGUCUAGCUUUUUUUUUUUUUAACAGCCUUUCUAUAAUGUUUUUUGUAGAAAUGAGACAGGGUACUAACUUUUAUACUUUUUUAUAAAAAUAUUUAUAUUGUGCUCAAAUCACCAAUUUCUGGAUAGACAGUUUUACAACCUUCUUUUCCAAUGUUUUAUAACAAAGUUUUGUAAUGACCCUGCUUUAAGUACUCUUGGUAGUUAGGAAAAAAACAAAUCAAAAUCACAAAUUUGUUACCAGUCUUUUAUAGCAAAUGUUUUAGAUCAGAACUGGUUGAAUAAAGAGCUCUUAAAGGGGAAAAAAAAAAAAAAAACUUUGUAGUCAGCCUUUUUGUGUCAGUGUCAGGGGAAAUUCUAGCAGUCAGUCCUGUAGCCCAUGAAACUAAAAUGUGGUUGGGUAGAGCUAGUCUGAUGUCCCUGUGGAGGGUCUGUCUGGACUGCAUGAUGUUGACUUCUGAGCCAUUUGUUGGCUGAGAGCAAAUGAUCCCAUGGCCGUCUAUACUUCAGCACCAAGAAACAUGAAUGCCGGCACCAAGCUUUAUGGAUUGUCUGUUGGCUCCUGGUGUGGUCUUUGUAUUGCAUGAUGGUUCAGUGACCACGCAGAGAAAAGCAAAUGUCUAUGUUGGUUGGAUAAACUCUCCACCCAAAGUGCAACUAGACGGAAAGCAAGGUGUUCGUGCACAGUGGCCUCUGGGGUUCAGAUGCCUUCUUUAAUUAUGGACAAAACUCUGAGGAAUUCAUGUUCACUAAAUGGCAGGGGAGGCCACUCAGCUGCCCUUCUUCUAUUCACUGUGUGAGAAGGAAAUGAUUUCACUUAAAUGAGAAGUCUUGCAAUGGGGAUGAAAAACAGAUCAUGGGUGCUGCUUUUAUGCCUUGUGAGAUGUGCCCUGCAGAUAGUGGCCAAAAACUGGCUUUAGUUAAAUGUUGGGAAGUCCAGGCAAUACAGUAAGUGACAACAAUAUAUUGCACUGUUUGGGCAGCCCGAAAAUAUUUUUGUGUGGUAUUGUAUUAGAUUUUGUAUUUGCCUUUUAAUACUGGCGUUUAACUAUUUAAAUGAUGGCAAAGUUGAAAUAUUAAUUAGAUAAAUGAGAUUUUGUGUUCAGGUCUUUUGAGACUAUAGAACCUUCAUGUGGUCAUAUAUUGUAUGUUACUUGAUCCCUGUUAAGCUGCCUUUGGUAGCCUCAAAGUUUUGUAUGUAUGUGUGUUUAGGAAAUGUCGGGACAGCUCUCCAUUCGGUUGUCUUUUAACAUAAGGAAGCCACAGGAGAACUAACUGUACAUAGCUCACAAGUGUCCCAGUACCCCAGUCCUGUCUGCCACGCUGACGAUUGUGCAAGUGGUUUAAAUGGCAUCCAAUGGGAAUGUCUUUGUUCAUUGUGACAUGCAGAGUGUGAUGUUCUUGUCCUGGUGUCUCUGUGGGUAACGGAAUGUCUUGGAGUGUUUAGUCGCUCAUCAUAUAGAAUUUCAUUCUCUGACCAGUAUUGUUUCUAAAGUAAUCAAUGUGUUGAAAUACCAUUAGGGUUCCAUUUCCUGAGUAGAUGUAGAAACCCCUUCUGUGGAAAACCCCCACCAUUUGUCUACUGAAAGACUUAAGUUGGAAAACAGUUCCUGUGAAGAGGACUCCUGAACCCCAGAGCCCAGGGGGGGCACUGCUCCCUUGAGAGUGCUCCCUAACCCCCCCCAUGGUGAGGCACCCCCAGUGCACUUUAUCGCUUGAGCAGUUCUGCUUGAUUUUUUUUUUACCUUGUUGAGCCUUUUAGUAGUUUCAGUAAUAAAAAUUUAAAUGUUUCAAAUA